Molecule: messenger RNA, 9533 nt
Organism: Dinoponera quadriceps
Lineage: Eukaryota; Metazoa; Arthropoda; Insecta; Hymenoptera; Formicidae
Gene: brat
Product: brain tumor protein-like
Exons: 2
Coding region: 1423-3897 (824 amino acids)
Biological process (GO): negative regulation of translation
Molecular function (GO): mRNA 3'-UTR binding; zinc ion binding; translation repressor activity
Source: RefSeq, a predicted model, not a curated record
UCGUUCGCAUCGUCGACGCGAAGCGUGAGAGGGGAGAGAGAGCGAGAGAAAGUGGGAGAGAAAGAGUGUAAGAGAGAGAGAGAGGAGUGUGUAGCGUGUGUGUAUAUACGCGCGCGAAAGAGAGCGAAAAGGAAGGAUCAAAAUAAUACGAAGGAAAGGUGAAUUGGGGGAGGAGGUACUGAGAGAGGAAGAACGUAGGAAGGAAAAGGACGAGAGUGAACUAUGUUACGAGUCGUCGUCGUGCCGCUCGGUCUCGCCUGAACAAAGAAAGAUUCUCCCUCGGUUCUCCGCGUCGAGGGUCGUUUCCGAUCGACGAACCGUCGUCGGGAUCCUUCCUCGGGCGUCUUCGGUGCAGCUCGUGCACCACGAGCGCGCACGAAGCGGUCAGUCACGUAGCAGCGGCCGAGCCGUGAGGAACAAAGGACGGCGGCAGGAUCGAGAGAGACGGAGAGUGAGCGGAACAACGAGAACGGUGUCCCGGCGUCGUGUUACUCUCGGCAACGCGAUCCAAGCGUUGGGGGCUCCGAUCGACCGAGAUCUCUCGACAAAUCGGAAUUUCUCGCACCGCCGAACGACGCGAGCUGUAAUCUACGAAUUCUCCGAAAGAAGAUACGCAGACGAGCUGUGUGAGUUUCGUAACAAAGAGGAGAAAUCGCCGUUGCAUUCGACCUGUGUGCAUUGUGCGUUGUUUUUGAUUUUUUUUUUUAUACUUUUCUAUCCCAACGAUCUGCAGUGCCGAAGAGAGAGAUAGAGUGGAGGGGGAAAAAAAAGGAGUGGUAUAACGUACCUGCUCGCGUCGGGCAUUCUCCGCAUUGUAAGGGACGCGAUUUGUGAGUGAAAAAGGGAUAGGCUGAUGUAUGGCCGAUCGUCGGUGAAAGAAAGAAGGAAACGGAUUUUCUGGCGGUAUAGGUGCGAUUACCCGCGCGACGAACCGGCGACCUAACCUAACGACGACAACGGUCGAGAAGCGCGCGCGAGAAUCGGAGAGCAGGAUCUCGAGACGUGAAAGAAAGAAAAGGAGACUACAGGACGAAAGUGAAAAGGGAACGCUCUCCUCCGGUUCCCUCCUACGUUUAUUUGACAACGUCGUUGGUUUCGUGUGACAUGUGCCACAGAGUGAACUACUGAAAGAAGAUUCCGAAGAAGCGACUAUACCUUCGGCAGAGUACGCGGAUUAUCCUCGUAUUUACGGUGAGUUUUCUACGUGUGAAAUGUAGUUUCGUGGAAAACCGAGUCCCUGGAACAGCCUUGAACAAUUUCCGUUUUCGGUGCGCGGAGAGGAAUCCCCCCAGGAGUGCGUGCUCAAAAUUAUGCUCUACGGGGUGUCCAUUCGCUACUGGGACAUGGUGUUAGGUUUCUUGAGGAAUUCCUCGGUGUCGGCCUUUCCUUUCGAGGAAAAUUCGGGAUGCCGGUUGACUGAAGAUGGCCUCGCCGACAGACUCGCUGGGAUCGCGCGCGAAUUCCAUCGGGUCCCUGAACUCGCUGUCCCCUUUAACGGUGAGCGGUAGUUCGCCGCCCGCGAGCGACUCGGCGAUCUGCGACGUCGACAGCUGCGACCUUUGCUUCGACGCACCGAAGUCUGGCGAGGGGCCCUGCACACGUUGUCGCCUAGGAGGCCUCAGUAACGUUCGCUGCACCGGCUGCAAGUUCAACACUGAGCCAGACGCUGUGGCGCACUGCCUCGAUUGCGCCAACUUUCUCUGCUCGCACUGCGUGAUGGCGCACCAAUUCAUGCACUGCUUCGAGGGCCACCGGAUAUCCACCCUGGCCGAGGCGAAGCUCGAGACGGUCGGCGGGAGCGGCUGCGGCACGACCCAAACGACUACGGAAUUACCCAAGUGCACCAACGGCAGCACCGGCAGCGUCGGCGGCGGCGGUGGCGGCGGCGGUGGUAGCAACAGUCUAGUGAUAAACGGCAACAACGGCGGCGGCGUGGAGAAGGUGCACUACUGCACGCGACACAAGCAAGAGGUGCUGAAGUACUUCUGCCGCAGCUGCACCGUCAUGGUCUGCAAGGAGUGCUCGUUGACCGAUCACACGGGUCCGAUGCACGACUGCGGCCACGUCUCGGAAGUCGGGCCGCAGCAGUUGGACACGGUGGUGCGGCUGGUGCAGGAGUGCCGCGCGAAAGCGGCGGACGCGCGCGCCUCGAUCAAGGCGGCGGACCAGAACUCGGCGCAUCUGCAGAAGCAAUACCAGAAGGCGCAGAGCGAGAUCAACGAGACCUUCCAGUUUUACCGGUCGAUGCUGGACGAGCGCAAGCAGGAGCUGCUGAAGGAGCUCGAGUCGGUGUUCUCGACGAAGCAGCUCUCGCUGAACAUGAUCACGCAGAAGGCCACCGAGAUGUCGGACAAGAUCCUGCAGACGUGCGACUUCGUCGAGCGCGUGACCAAGUACGCCCACGUGAUCGAGGUGCUGAUGAUCAAGAAGAUCCUCGACACGAAGCUGCAGCAGCUGCUCAACUACACGCCCGACAUUGCCAGCCAGACCGCGGAUCUCGAGUUCGUCAGCAACUACCAGGCGAUACAGGUGGGCGUGAGGAACACCUUCGGAUACGUGCGGAGCAACAGCGAGAGCAGCGCCGGGCCGAUCGGCAAGCAGCCGCCGAUCGCGCGGCCCACCGCGCUCUCGAGCAACGGCAUCGGCGGCGGCAACAUCAGCAACGGGCCGGGCAGCGCGAGCUCGUUGGGCGGCCUCCUGCUGGAUCGGUCGUACAGCAACGGGCUGAUCUCGUCGAGCCUGAGCUGCGGCUCGUCCUCGUCGCCCUCGUCGAUCGACACGAUCAGCACCGUGAUUACGAAGCGGUUCAGCUCGGCCAACAGCCUCGGCCCGUUCUCCACGCCGAUCAGCGACGUCAAUCUCAACGGCAUGAACGCGAACCCGUACGAGAAGUGGAGCAACGGCGGCAGCGACGCCUACCCGGUAGUGACGAGCAACGACCAUUUCGCGAUGCCCACGGCGGUGGCCGUGGCGGCGAACGCCGCGCCCGGCGAGUCCGUCCUCGACCUCACAUCGAAGCUGAUGUCCGCCACCGCGAUAUUCCCGCCCAAGUCGCAGAUCAAGCGCAACAAGAUGAUUUACCACUGCAAGUUCGGCGAGUUCGGCGUGAUGGAGGGCCAGUUCACGGAGCCGUCGGGCGUUGCGGUGAACGCGCAGAACGACAUCAUCGUCGCCGACACCAACAACCACCGCAUCCAGAUCUUCGACAAGGAGGGUAGGUUCAAGUUUCAGUUCGGCGAGUGCGGCAAGCGGGACGGCCAGCUGCUCUAUCCCAACCGGGUCGCCGUUGUCAAGACGUCGGGCGACAUCAUCGUGACCGAGCGCUCGCCCACUCACCAGAUACAGAUCUACAACCAGUACGGCCAGUUUGUGCGCAAGUUCGGCGCGAACAUUCUGCAGCACCCCCGCGGCGUCACCGUCGACUCGAAAGGCCGGAUCGUCGUGGUCGAGUGCAAGGUGAUGCGCGUCAUCAUCUUCGACCAGUCCGGCAACGUGCUGCAGAAAUUCGGCUGCUCGAAGCACCUCGAAUUCCCGAACGGCGUGGUGGUGAACGACAAGCAGGAGAUCUUCAUCAGCGACAACCGCGCGCACUGCGUCAAGGUCUUCAACUACGAUGGCGCUUACCUGCGUCAGAUCGGCGGCGAAGGUGUCACCAAUUAUCCGAUCGGCGUCGGCAUCAACGGCGUGGGCGAGAUACUGAUAGCGGAUAAUCACAAUAACUUCAACCUGACCAUCUUCACGCAGGACGGUCAGCUGGUGUCAGCCCUCGAGAGCAAGGUGAAACAUGCCCAGUGCUUCGACGUCGCGCUGAUGGACGACGGCUCGGUCGUGCUCGCCAGCAAGGACUACCGGCUGUACAUAUACCGCUACGUGCAAGUGCCGCCGAUCGGCAUGUAGACCAACGAAACGUCGCGACGACGGCGAUGAUCUUCGUGCCCCGACGCCGACGUUCGUAAUCAUGCCAUCGUUUUCCUCGUUUCUCUUCAUCGUUGGCCGGCUGCGACUCGAUCUUUCCCUUCGCUCGUCUGUCUUCUUCUCUCGCGCCCGCUCCAUCGGCGACGCGUCCGGCUCACCGUCGUCAUCAUCCGCCCUUCUCCCCCCCCAUCUACCAACCGCCGGCCGUGAGAAGAGAAACCGAGAGAAAUAGAGAGAGACGCGCGUUGUGACGCGUGACUCUCGAGAGAUCGCGACUUCCGAACAAACGAAUGUGUCGUGUUCUCGCGGCAAGAGAGCGAAGAGAGAGAGAAGAAUGGAAAGAAAAAGCCUCCUCUCGCCGCGGAGGAACUUCCCGAGCCGCUCCUGUGUACUUUUUGGCGAACCACGGACAUUAUCGACGGUAUGCGAGAAAGCGCGCUCCCCUUCGAUACACACCUACCCUCCUUGCGAGUCUCCGCGAGUGCUCUUCUUCUUCGCGCCCGCGUCACAUGGCCCCGACGCGGGCGGGUGCGCGACGUUGGAUCUUGAGGAGCCGCGACGAUGAAAAGAGUGGGAGAGUAAGAGAGAGAGAGAGAGAGAGAGGACGUAAAUCACAGAGCCCUGGUCCCGAAUAUUCGCGCGCUCGCGUGCGUGCACACUUUUCUUCGCGCGUACGCGCUCCAGUACACACGCGCGUGCGCACAAAAAAAAGGAAACUUACUUGUUAAUGUUGUUAUAAUACUGAAAAUACUGUUGUUGUUGUUUAGUUGUAGAGCUCGCCGCCGCUAGUCACUUCCCCCUCGCCUCCCUCCGCUCCUCCUCCCUUCACAUGUACUCACAACAAUCAUACACACCCGCACACAUCUUCAUAUAUCCCCGUCUCCCUCCGUUCGGCACUAAUCAACGAUCUUCUCUCUCUGAGACAACUCUGAUUCGACGAUCAACACCGAGAGGCGCGUUUCCACCCGUCGCGACACCCUCGGACCAGCCGAGCCACUUUCGCUUCUGACCGCUCUCGUCGGUCGUGCUUCCCGUCCUCGGAUUAUCGACGCGCGGUUUAAGCCCGGCUACCUCAUCUUCGACGGACAAUCACAACGGGGUGCUGAACGAUCGAGAACGAUCGAGCCGAUCGUCGCGAUCGUUCGCGCUCGACUCUCGCUCCUGAAACUUCGUGAAGAUCCCGAGGAACGCGCGUCGUCCCGCGAAACUUCGUUCGUUUAAUCGCUCACUCGUUCUCUCUCUCUCUCUUUUUCCCCCUCCCUCUUUCUUCGGACAAAGGGAGAGUUGAAAUUCGUUCGCGAGCCACACACACACACACACACCAGGAUUCAACGCGCGCCAACUUUCCCGAUAGAUCCGAUCUCGCGUGUCCCACGGGACACGAAAGUGAUCCUUCGUUUGCUCAAACUAACCGUCAUACACCGUCCACAAAACACACACACACACACACACACACACGUGACACAUACGGACACAGAUGCAAUACACAGAACUCGACGACACGCGUUGUUCGUCGCGCCGAUUGUCCAAGUAUCUGGAUUGUUUGAUCUUGCGGCGCGUACAAGCAGUCAAAUAGAUCCGCACACUGACCGAAGGCGCGGCUGCCUUCGCGAUGGUUGCUUUUCGUUUCCCAGAUUCACGCAUUCACGUUCGCACGCCGUGCGUACGGAUAAUUGUUUGGCCCCGAUCGAUCGAUCGAGGCGAUACGUCAAACAAUUGAUCCGCGCGAGAUCGCCGAAACGUUCGCACAACGAGGUACGCACAAGACGCGUCACCCUGUGUUUGGACCCGCGUGGCCACCGUGGGACUUCGAUUACUCGUGCACGCAUACUUCGCCGAUUAUCUCACACCGAUUGGCUAAUCGUGUAGGAGUUCGCGUCUCGCGUCUGAAAUUCAUAUUCGCAUUACGAUGAAAAUGAUUAAGCGUCUCUAUCCAAAAUCUCUGCUACUUCCGUUGAGGUUCGCUUGAGAAAGAGAGAGAGAGGGAUACACGACCCUAUCAUCGAAUUAGUAGAGAUUUUACAGAAUAAUUAUUUUCCUCGUAAUGUUCAGACCUUGACUAUAACGGUAAUCGGAGAUACAUUAGGAAUCGAGAAUGACGACCGAUCGAUUGGAAGUUGGCGCGCAAAUCGUCUCCCGAAUCCGAAAUUAGAGAAAUAGAGAGAGGGACGACGUACAGCAUGGAAGCGUUGUCGUGAAUCGGAUGUGUCGUUGUUGAAUUUUUCACUCAAACCCACCCCCUUGCCCCCUUUUCGGGUUAUCACAGUCUUUCACUCGUAUGCGCAACGCUCAUCGACGAUCCUCCUUCCGCGGAAAUUCGUCGCGUGACGCAUUGCGUAAUUACGAAUAUAUACAUAUAUAUAUAUACACACGUGUGUUGCGCGCAUUCGCUUCUCUCGUCUCUCCUCGAUUUGAUUUAUCAUUGCCGGUUACAUAUUCAUCCGGUUCAUUCCCACACGUUCUUUCCGAAGCCGCGGCGGGAACGUCGAGAGCUCACGCGUCGAGUUAAAUUCGCGCGCGGCCGACGUAUUUCCCCGGCCCUUCGCAUGCACUUUUCUCGAGGAGCGCGCUCGGUAUCCAUUUUUUCGAAGAGACACGGUCGUGCGUGUCGCGACUGAUACUUUCCGAAAACGCCAUCGGGGCGACCACCGAGAACACGACCGCGGUCGGAACCUUGCGAACUCGUCGGCGAGGAAUGAGAGAGGAUCGCUCGACUCGCGCGGAGACGGCAAUCAUCGAGGACUCGCGCGGAGAAUGUGUCGCAAGGUGAAUGAAUCUCCUCGAGUAUAGGAAAAUACGCGGUAUAGAGCAGCGGAAAAGCGCAGCCAGUAGGGCGUUCCACACACACACACACAUCAUCGGGUGUCCGAUCAUACCCCACGCGUGAAGGAAAGCCAAUGGCGCGCGCGUAUAUCAAGCGCGCUGCGCUACGUUGUUGUCGUCGCGAAGCUUCAUUCUCGGGGCUCGCCUCUCUCGCAGCGAAAUGAGACGCGGACGGCCGUCCAUCACCGGCCGUUGUCCUGUCAUGGUCAACCGCUGCCGUCAACGAACGAAAGCGAGAGAGAACACGGGCCGUUGUCGCUUUCUCCAGAUAUUCCCUAUCCUUCGACGAGAUCUUCGUUCUUUCUAUCUUUCUUUCGCGUUUUCUUUAUUAUUAUUAUUAUUAUUAUUUCUUUUUUUUAAUUUCUUUAUUACUGUAGUAAGGUAUCUUUAGUGAACGCAUAUAGUAGCCACAUUAGUUGUCGUAGCUGAUUGUAUAAGACUUCUCCUUCUAGCUCUGUAUUUCGUUCUCUCUGUACGCAUACAUUGUCGCAGCCUGAGGCGCACGCUCUGUUCCUCUCGUCAUCAUCCUCUCUCGCGUCGCUGUGCUUAUUAUAAAAACAUACACGUGUUUGUCGUAGCUUGCGGAUUUCGACGAAACCAUCACCACCAAUCCCACCACCAUCCAUCCUGCAAACCGUCAACGGAUAAGAUGCCACCAACCACCGCUAUCAUGAUCCUCUACGACCCCGCUCGCGACCCGACACUGCCGCGCGCGACCGUUUUAGGCUCGCGUCGGCAUUGUAUUCACACUUUUCCUUCCGCUCCCCUCCCUCCGCUGUCGAACCUAUAGUAUUAAUAUAUUUUGUUGGAUGGGUCGCCGGAAGUUCCACGGCUAUUCACCGUGCGACUCCAUGCAUGUUUACUAUUAUUAUAUAUUAUUUUUUUAUUAAUAUUAUAUUAUAUUAUUAUUACAUUAUUAUUAUUGUAUUGCGGCUUUCGAUGCGAUUUCCGUUCAUCGACGCGAUACGUGAUCGUACUCCCCCGGAAUUUAGCGAAGGGAAAAAAAGGCUAGCUGGCACGUCCUUCCAACGGCUCCAUUACUCGAUCAUGGGGAUUCGCGAAUUGCACCAGGAUCUUUCCCGGCUGCCGAUUGUCGACGAUUUAAACGCGAGGAAACGUCGAUUGACGCUCGCAACGUGCUGGAAGUUUUGGAAAGCCCUAGCUGUGUCGGUCUGAAACUUCCAGACUUCCGCGUUCGUCGUCUCAUCCGCUCAGCCACGGAAGAGGAAUCUUACGUCAGUCGAACGAUACGACGGGUUUUAACGCACUGAUGAAUUUAAUCGUUUUAAAGCUUUGAUUUUCCGUUGCUCCAUCGGACGAGCGCGAUCGUAGCGCCAACGUUCAUCCAGUCGGCUCGCGGAUAUAUCCCUUUUCGAAUGAAAGUGACGUAUUUUUAAAUGAGGAAACGGUGGUCUAUCAACGGACGACCAUUCGCGGCGAUUCGGCUGGAGGAGCGCUCACCGAACUACGUUCGAACGCUCCUACAUCCCGGAAUUAUUCUCUUAUCGCGAUCGACCAGCCCGCCUGGAGGAUCCUGGGCACAAUUCGUAGUCAUCGCUGUUUCCCCGAUUGCUUGAUUCGGUAGUCGAGAUCCGAUCGUAUCCAGAUCCUUGUAAUGAGCUCUAGCGGGACUCUAAUCCGAAUGUCUUGAAUUUCUGAAUCAACCAGUACGAAUUUAUAGCAUUACUAUUACUACUACAUUAUACGAUAGGAAAGAAAGAUUUGUAGUCUAAGCGUUCUGUCUUUUUUUUUUAUUUUGUAGUCCAUUAUAAUAUCUCUUUAUCGAUAACACGCGAGAUUCUAGAUUUAAGUAGGAAUGUUUUCGGCUCGGUCGACUUGGUAGAAGCAAGUUUCUCAAGUAAGGUGGACCCCUCAUAUUAAUCGACACUCGCGAGUUUGAUUUCGACCCGUUCCGCGCGCGAUCGAUGAAAUUCGACGGGUACAAAAAAGUGUGCGCGUAUACGGGAACGGUUGGAACGGUGAAUCCUGCGAUCUUAACGCGAAUAAUUGUUGAGGACUACCGAACCAGGUGAUCGUCGUGGAGUCCGCGUCCUUGUUCGUCCCGCGAACGUCUUCCGCGAUCUUUCUCCGUCAAGCCGCAACGGUCGAGAUUGUGAAUCGCCACUGUGUGUGCUUCUACGCUCCUGUCGCUUAUCAACCCGAGUGAAAGAGUCGACCGAGCAAUUCUCUCUUGGACAUUUUCCGAUCGGUCCUCGCCGCGAAGACAAUAUGCCAGGACGAACAAGGACGGCGGAUAUUCGCAGUGUGUGUAUGCGUGCGCUUGAGUGAGAUCGCAAGGAAAGAAGAAUCAGGGUCGGGAUCAUCCCAAUCAAUUCCCGUACUUCCUCUCGCGGCGGUUCUGUUCCGAUUUUUUUGUCUCCGGUCUGACGACUCGACGAUAUUUUCGCGUCGGGCCACGCCGUAUUGUUCUAUUCUUUUUUUUUUUUUUUCAUUCAUUCGACGAGUCGUCGUGUCGUUUCCAUAUUAAUUAAUAAUCGCGCGCGCCACUCAAUCUAUAAUCUCUUUUAAAUAACUCGACGAGAAUGGAAACGCGUUCAUCCGUGAAAAUGCUCGACCCUCUCCCCUUUCAGCGAAAAAAAAACGGAGUUCCAAGAACGAAAAGUUUUCGGGAAAUACGCGAGGGAAAGAUUUCGCACUAUUAUCUAGACGGUCAUCACACGAGGUAUCUGUCCACUAGUAUUUAUACCGCUUAAGUGUAUGUUGAUAUGUAGUUAAUAUUAUUACCAUUAUUUUUUGUCUUUAUCAUUUAUCAUUUAUUACGAUUAUUAUUGCUA